Molecule: messenger RNA, 1512 nt
Organism: Colletotrichum orchidophilum
Lineage: Eukaryota; Fungi; Ascomycota; Sordariomycetes; Glomerellales; Glomerellaceae
Product: homocitrate synthase
Exons: 7
Coding region: 1-1512 (503 amino acids)
Cellular component (GO): mitochondrion
Molecular function (GO): homocitrate synthase activity
Source: RefSeq, a predicted model, not a curated record
AUGUGCCCUACUCCUGACGUCCCGGCCUCCAAUGGCCACUCCAAUGGCUCUAAUGGCCAUGCGAACGGCUCCAAUGGCACAGCCAACGGCAUCAAGGCUGACCACCCCGGCUUCACUGCGAUUCCUACCAAGCAGAAGCACAGCAACCCGUACCAGCCGGUUGGCGAUUUCCUCAGCAACGUUGACAGAUACAAGAUUAUCGAGUCCACUCUGAGGGAGGGUGAGCAGUUCGCCAACGCCUUCUUCGACACGGAGACCAAGAUCAAGAUUGCCAAGGCCCUCGACGACUUUGGUGUCGACUACAUUGAGCUUACUUCGCCCGCUGCCUCUGAGCAGUCACGCAAGGACUGCGAAGCAAUUUGCAAGCUCGGCCUCAAGUCCAAGAUCCUGACUCAUGUCCGCUGCCACGUAAGAGCCCCUGCCUCGGCAUGCCUCAACAAAGCAAAGACUAACAUUGAACAGAUGGACGACGCCCGCCUCGCUGUCGAGACCGGUGUUGACGGUGUCGAUGUCGUCAUUGGCACUUCUUCGUACCUCCGCGAGCACUCUCACGGCAAGGACAUGACCUACAUCAUCAACACUGCCAUUGAGGUUAUCCAGUUCGUCAAGUCCAAGGGCCUCGAGAUUCGCUUCUCAUCUGAGGACUCUUUCCGUUCCGACCUCGUCGAUCUGCUCUCCGUCUACAGCGCCGUCGACAAGGUUGGUGUUCACAGAGUCGGCAUUGCCGACACCGUCGGCUGCGCCAGCCCCAGACAAGUGUACGACCUUGUCCGCACCCUGAGAGGUGUCGUCAGCUGCGAUAUUGAGACUCACUUCCACAACGAUACUGGAUGCGCCAUCGCUAAUGCCUACUGCGCGCUCGAGGCCGGUGCUACCCACAUCGACACCUCCGUCAUCGGUAUCGGUGAGCGCAACGGUAUCACCCCCCUCGGUGGUCUGAUGGCCCGCAUGAUCGUCGCCGCUCCCGACUACACCAAAUCCAAGUACAAGCUGCACAAACUCAAGGAGCUUGAGGAUCUUGUCGCCGAAGCUGUCGAGAUCAACAUUCCAUUCAACAACUACAUCACCGGUUUCUGUGCCUUCACCCACAAGGCCGGUAUUCACGCCAAGGCCAUUCUUAACAACCCUAGCACAUAUGAGAUCAUCAACCCCGCCGACUUUGGCAUGAGCAGAUACGUCCACUUCGCAUCAAGAUUGACUGGAUGGAACGCCAUCAAGAGCCGUGUUGAGCAGCUUGGUCUCACCAUGACCGACGCCCAGGUCAAGAUUGUCACUCAGAAGAUCAAGGCCCUGGCAGACGUCAGGCCGAUUGCCAUUGACGAUGCCGACUCCAUCAUUCGUACUUUCCACUUGAACAUUACGGAGGGUGAGGAGAAGCCGCUGUUGCCCAACUUGACGGCUGAGGAGCAGGCCAAGUUCGAGAAGGCGGAGAGGGAGCUUGCUGGCGAGCCUGAGAAGCGUGCUUUGGAUGAUGCCGCAGCGGAACCCGCGGCCAAGAAGGUUAAGGCGUAA